CUGGGGCCCAGGGAAGGAGCGCCAGGUGGCCCAGGUUUGGGCACCAUGAGUUGCCGGAGGAUCUGCCGAGGUACCACGGGCCAGGCUCCCCACAUACCUUGGCCAAGCUACAGAAUGUCUGAUGGAAGGAUGACAGCUUGGAGUCCCUGUGUCAUUCUGGGAGACUCCUCGAGCAGCAGGGGCUUGUAACUCUCAGUCAGCAAUAGCAGUACACGCCAGCUACCCAGCCCCAAGGCGGACUCAGGCGGAUUCUCUCUGGUCUGGAGUCCUCAGCAGUGUGGCCGGGGCCUCAGCAGCCCCUGCCUUGGGCUCUGCCAGAAUGGCUGUGGUCCCAGGGCUGGGUCUUUAGGAAGAAUCCAAGGACUCGUGGGUGACUGACUACAUGUGAGCUGACUCCCUGAACUGAGAAUCCUGCCAGAACAUUUGCAUCCAAGCCUGUGUGGACAUAUCGUUUCUCUUGGGAAAAUUCCUAGAGAGCAGCUGGAAGAACAGAACAUCUUUAUAAGCCUGUGCACCUAAGCCAUGGCCCGCAUCAUCGACCUGGUGCCCUGGGAGGAUGGCUCCGCCCACGUGUACGCGUCCCCAGCCAUCCUGUUCCCGAUGGAGCGGCAGAGAAACCAGUUGGCUGGAGUGAAGCAGCAGCUCUACCACCCCGCCCUGCCCAGCCUGCGCCGCAUGGACAUGGACUCCGUCAGGGCCUGCCUGCCUGAUGAGCACUGCCAGUCCACCACCUACUGCCGCAAAGAUGACUUUGACAACGCCUACUUCACACUCCUAGGGGUCCCCAAUAAACCCCUGCAGUGCUUGGACAUCACCGCGACCGGCCAGAGGCUCCGUGACAGGUGCCGCGAGGGAAAGCUGGUGCCCAUCGCUCCGGGCGUCCACCGGGUCGACUGGCCCUGCUUCACGCGCGCCAUCGAGGACUGGUCCCAUUUCGUGUCCUCUGCCGGCGAGUUCAAGCUGCCCUGUCCGAGCAAGAGGGGUCAGUCUAUCCCGCGCGGAGAAUGCCCAGGGGCGGGAGAGGUAGCUGAGCCGCCAGGACUGGAGUCUGGACCUGGAGCGCUGACUGCCGACGGAGGCCAUCACCGUCGAGAGCUUCAGCGGCUACGCGGUGCGGCACUUGAAGCCGGAGGUCACCCAGAACUGGCGGUACUGUCUCAACCAGAACCCCAGCCUGGAUCGCUACGGACAGAAGCCCCUGCCUUUCGAUUCCCUGUGAGUGAGGCACAGGCCCCGGACCCCUGUGAGAACUGGGAAAAAUUGGUUGGCUCCAAUACACCACAAGAAAAUCACAGUUUCAAAAUUAAUAAAUGUUUAAUUCCUACCAAAUGGAGCACCUGUCCUCCAGUCCCUGGCAAGUUAACCCUUUCGGGGUGGAGACGAAGGUGCAGUGUAAUCCUGGCGGCAUGGAGCCUCCCGGGGUGGGAGUGAGGUUUCGAGAGAGUGAGGUUCCCCAAGAAGGGAAUGCGCCUCCCCACCUCGGGUUCACCUUCCUCC
This is a messenger RNA of Molossus molossus (Pallas's mastiff bat), 1497 nucleotides long. It is a transcript of the gene SPMIP8, whose product is annotated as testis, prostate and placenta expressed. The record is from RefSeq and is a predicted model, not a curated record. NCBI's taxonomy places the organism in Eukaryota, Metazoa, Chordata, Mammalia, Chiroptera, Molossidae. The coding region runs from base 523 to 1431 and encodes 302 amino acids. The transcript has 8 exons.